UUUAUUUCCUGCCAUACAGUUGUAGAGAGAUUAAUCGCCUCAUUGUGAUGUAUAAUCACAUUUAGAUAGUCAUGUACUAGUAAUGCUUAUAAAUUCGAAUCUUACUUGCUCCACCCAAGUACGAGGCCGUUCUUGGGAAAUAGGGAAUUUGGAGCGCGCAGUGGUGGUAGCAACCUUCUUAUUAUAGCUCAAUGGUUGCAACACACAUCAGCAAAACUGAAACGAUAGGUGGAUUCUCAUUGAAUAAUUGUUUGGCUCUCGUGGCUGGGUGAAAGCCCAUGAUGACACACAUUUACAAACAAGCUGAAACCGCAUAAGAAUAAGAGGACAGAUGACUCGACACGAACAUAAUCAUUUUCACGGGACCAUGGGAAACAGAAAUACGCUUUUUUAAAAUUAUUAUUCGUUGACUAAUGAAUGAAUCCUUGAUCAUGGACUGCUAGUUAGUUUGCCGCGCGUUAGCAGGUUGAUAGUCCGGUAUUGCUGGCCAGUUGCAUUGCCUAGGUCCUAUAGGUAUUUGGAUUGGCUGUGUGGUUGUAGAUAUAGCAUACUAGGCUUGGAUACAAUCAUCAGGUCAAUUCGACGGACUUUCCAUUCUAGCUAUAUUCAACCAUCCCAUGUUUACUCGGAGGUGUAUCAAAUUGGCUGGCUAGUUAACUAGCUAGCUAGCCACCCACACUGAAUCUGACUGGAAUAUAUUCCACGUUGCUAGCUACUGUAUUGUUUUCCCCCAGGAUUUUUGUAUUUAUCUAACAUUGAGCGUUUAAUAGUCCGAUAACAUUAACAGUACCUAGCUAGCUACUUAGCUAGAGAUAUUUUUGCCCAAUUCCUUUGAAACUUUACACAUCGAGAUUUCCCUCAAUAGCUAUAUCUUUAUAAACGAAUUAAUUUAAAAGCUACUGUAGCUAAUUUAGUGUUUUUAGUUUUUCGAUUUGGAAAAUGGAUGCGGGUAUUGAGAAGGAAUGCAGCUCUCUGGGAGGGCUCUUCCAGAUCAUCAUGAACGACAUGAAGGCUAGUUAUCCAGCCUGGGAGGACUUUGUAACCAAAGGAGCUAAGCUACAAUCCCAGCUAAGGGCGACCAUUAUCGUCACAAGCUCUUUCCUGGAUGCCUUUCAGAAGGUGGCAGAUAUGGCGACUGGAACAAGAGGGGCAACAAAAGAGAUUGGCUCAGCCUUGACAAGAAUGUGCAUGAGGCACAGAAGUAUCGAGUCCAAACUGAAGCUCUUCACCACGACACUAACAGAUACCCUGAUCAACCCCCUGGAGCUGAAGAUUGAGGAGUGGAAGAAGGUGGCCAGUCAGUUGGACAAGGACCAUGCCAAAGAAUACAAGAAGGCCCGCGCGGACAUAAAGAAGAAAUCCUCAGACACAAUCAAGCUGCAGAAGAAGGUUAAGAAAGGAAAGGACGAGGUGCGCGGGCAGCUGGACAGCGCCCUGCAGGACGUGAAUGUGCGCUAUGCUGUGCUGGAGGAGACUGAGAAGAGGGCCGUGUGCCGGGCGCUCAUCGAAGAGAGGGGCCGUUACUGCGCCUUUGUCAGCAUGCUCAAACCUGUGCUGGAUCAUGAGAUCUGCAUGCUGGGGGAAGUGACCCACCUGCAGACCAUCCUGGAAGACCUGAGCAACCUGACGGCUGAGCCCAGCAAACUGCCCCCCGCCAGCGAACAGGUGAUCCUGGAUCUGAAGGGAUCCGACUACAGCUACAGUUACCAGACGCCCCCUGCCUCCCCCAGCAACACACUGUCCCGCAAGAGCAGCAUCAGCAGUAACUACAACUCCGUUAGGCAUGUCCCCUCUCUGGACUCCAUCACCACCUCGGUGGAUGGCAUUCACCUCCGCCCACCCUCCAUGAACCCAGCACAGCGCCGGUCGCCCAGUCCGUUGGCACGCUUUGAGGGCUGGGACGGCACCGCACGCUCCCUCAGUGAGGGAAACUCGCCAACCACCUCCGCCCGCUCUGGUGCCCACCGCACCCAUGUCCGCUCUGCCAGCCGCAGAGACACCACUGAGUUGAGCAGGCCGUGGUCGGGGCAGAUCGGUCCGUGCACAGAGAAUGGCAUGGCCAUGCCCCCUCCACACAACGCCUACACACAGCACGGAGAGAGAGCCCGCGCCAUGUCCACAUCCGGAAAGCCCCAGAGUGCCCGGGAGAAGCUGGCCCUGACCCUGGGCGGAGGGCUCAACUCGGAGGCCCCCCACACCAGUCGCGACUCCCUCCACUGUUCCAGUGGCUACAGCACGCAGACCACCACGCCCUCCUGCUCCGAGGACACCAUCCCCUCCCACGCUGUAAAGAAAGAACCUCCUCUUUAUGACUACGACUACAUCUCCCUGCACGGGGGCGAGGAGGUGCACCACAGCCCGCCCGACUUCGACAAGUCCUCCACCAUCCCGCGCAACAGCGACCUCGGCGUGCAGUACCGCAAGAUGUUCCAGAGCAAGCGGCCCGCCUCGACCGUCAGCCUGCUCGCUGAGCCCGAGCCGCUGGGCCUGCGCCAGACGCACACUGCCACCAUCCGCCGCAAGCCCUCAUCCAAGCCCGCCUACCGCCGCGGCACCCUCAGUGGCGGCGUGCCUAUCCCUAUCUGCACCCCCCAGGUUCCCUUCAAAGCCUUGGGCGGAGGGGUAGGUGGAGGCAACGGUGGUGGAGGGGGGAGCAACGAGAACGUGGGGCCUCCAGGGAGUGGUGUGGGGGCGGGCGGGAUUGGCAUGAGCAGGACGGUGGACCACGGGCAGGUCCACGCCAAGCACAGUCUGUGCACUUCCACCCAGAGCCUGAGUGCCAUGCCCUCGCACCACUCAUCAUCCACGUCGCCCUACUACUCACUGAUCCCGGGCCAGGCGCCAGUGCCCAUGGGCAGCUCGGAGCAGCUGUACCAGCUGAGCAAGCAGCAGCAGUUCACCCUGCACCAGCAGCAGCAGAAGCAGUACCAGCAGCAGCACCUACAGUACAACCAGCAGCAGCAGUUCCAGCCGCCCCAGACACAACAGUUGCAACCAGCAGCCCAGACACAACAGUUGCAACCAGCAGCCCAGACACAACAGUUGCAACCAGCAGCCCAGACACAACAGUUGCAACCAGCAGCCCAGACACAACAAGCAGCCCAGACACAACAGUUGCAACCAGCAGCCCAGACACAACAGCAGUUUCAGCUACAGCAACAGUUCCAGCAACAACAGCAGUUUCAACUACAGCAACAGUUCCAGCAACAACAGCUACAGCAGCAACAACAGUUAGAACAACAGCAGCAGAUGCAACAGCAGCUUUACCAGCAGACACAACAGCAACAACAGUACCAACAACCGCAACAGCAGAAGCUCCAAUAUCAAAAGCAGCAACAGCAGCAACAGUUUCUGCAGCAGUCUCAUCUCCCACAACAGCACAACGCGUAUGGCACUGCCAACCAGCUGAUGGAAAGCGGGCACUGCCCUCCCCCCCAGCAGCCCCCUGACGCCCCAGACGCCCAGGAGGCAGAUGAGCCCUCGGGUGGCGGAGGUCACAUGGUCACGAUGAUCCGGGGAGUGAAACUGCGUCGGACCCUGACCAACGACCGCUCUGCCCCCUUUAUCCCCCCACCCAGCCAUCUCAAAUGAGCCCCUCCCUUCCAGUGUAGGUUGUCAUCGUUUUGUUUUACGGUUCUUGCUUUUCUUUUAGCCCCGUUUUGAUUGUUAUUAUAUAUUUUAUUUUGGGGGGGGGAGUUAAGUUUCUCCUGAUAAAAUAAAGGAUGUUGCCUUUUUGGACGUUUCGUCUCCUGUAAAACGUUUCCCUCUCUCCAAUCAAAUGUCCAGCUGCACUGUGUUUUAAACUGAUUGUUAUAAUAUUCCUCAGAAGGACUCAUAGGUGAAUGUGGCCUCUUUAUCGCUCUAAUUUAAGAUUUUUAUACAUACUGAACAAGGAUACGUGUUGGCUAUAUAAAAGCUUUUGAGCACAUAGAUGAUAAAAGUCUUAUGUUUAUAUGUUGUUGAGGGAAAAAAAAUGCCUUGCUUACUUAGUCUUAUCAUCACCUGUAUAGCUGGAACCAAUAAAAACCCACACAUAUGUAUAUAUUAGCGUGAUAUGCGGAAAUCUUUAUUGUAUUUUUUUUUAUUAUUAUUAGUCGACGAAAUAGCACUGGCAUCUUUUCUGUCUUAUUUUUGUAUAAAGAACGAGCACAGGGUCAAAGUAGAGGUGCUUCCUUUUCGCCUGUACUUGGAUCUGUCUAAAAGGACACUGACGGAGCUUCUGAAUCAGUCUUGGUAGCUCAGGUUCUGAUCCAAGGUCAGUGUCAAUGGCAAAGACUGAAACAGUGGAUGUGUACUGUAUAAAAGACACAGGACUAGACCUCUAUACCUUUCUAGUCUGGAUCUCAUUCAAGAUGGGAUCAAGUGAGCUCAAUCACUCUCCAUAUACUGUAGGUCCACAGUGGCUUUAAAUACUUCGAGCUGGCUUUGCUAUUUAUUCAGUUGACUUAUUUUUUCUCUCUCAAUUCAACACACUUCACCUUUGUGGCGUAGGCGACAGGCUUCUCGUGAUGGAGGUCGACUGUACCAGUGUUUGGGCCAAUCAGAGGCUUGCACCGCAGGGCAGAGAGUGGUCACAGGGUCAAUGAAAGGCUUUGUGGGGCUUUUGAUAGAUGGGGUCAGGACCACUGUACUGUGACCUCCUUGAGCUGGAAAGUAAAGCCACCAUUGUGUGGGGGGCGAGGAGGACUGCAAUGUGCUUAAUCCCUGCCCUAAUGUAUGUCUUAAGACUUUCUUCCCAUUGCCAAGCACAUUGAUUUAGUGAUGUAUGUGGGGUAGUUUUUCAACUGGGGGCCCUGUUCCUCCCUAUAUCAAGUCUACCUUCCUGAGGUUGGAGUUCUGGUUAAUGUUCAGGUCUUUUUUCAUGCGUUAUCUCAGGGUAAUCAGUCUCUUUUAUUAGGAACGUAUGGUGCUAUUGUGACAUACCAAUCCCAGCCUAAAUUAACUGCACUGACUCCUCUCCCCCCUGACUUACUGCAUAUACACAUGACGCACUCACUGGCCAUAUUAAGGCAUUUUUAUAAUAACUGACCAAGCAAGCUGUCAAAUCAACUUACGGACGGACCAUAGAAGUCGCCGUUUGUGGAGUGGCAAUAGUUUUGCGGGCUAGGUGCUGUGGGUUAGGGAUCCUUCUGGAAUGUGAGCCCCACCCAACUGUUGUGGAAUAAUUUGAUUAAAGGCAAAUGAGUGAUCUGGCAUUGUAUUUUCAAUUUGUUUACCAUUGUGUUUUUCUUAACUGAACCACUUUAAAUGUGUGGGGGGUUUGGGACCUUUGGGCCUUCUAGCCAUUACACAUAUCUACUCUUCCCUGAAAAUAUCCCCUUAGUCGUACUGUAUAGAGAGGGUGAUGAAACCAGAGAAGCUACUGUAUAAUAGCGACGACUCCGCUAAGUGCAUAUCCCUCUCCCCCGACAUUAAACGGGACUCCGCACCCAGCUGGACUGGGUUAUUCUCUCCUCUGUCUCACAUUCCCUCCAGGUUUGUGUAGGAGGCCCAAUUACCUGACACCACUCAUCGUCCAUCGAAUGACCCCAUUGGCCGGUUUAGCCAUUGUGCUACCCCUGGCCUCUUCAUGUUGCCAGGGGUAACCCCCGUCCCCCAGAGGAACUACAAUGGCCUCUGUAAUCAAGGCCUUUGUUACAGGGUAGGCUUAUACAAUAACACCACUCCUGACUGGCUAAUUUAAAGCAAUAUCGGGCUACAUUUGAGCGACCGCUUUAAGUUCAAGGCUCCAAAUGGUAAUUACAGUACAGUGUGCAUAUCUCCCUAACCCCAAAGUACGAAGCGGCAAGGCCUUAGCAGAAUGAGCGGGGGUCUGGGAUAGUCAAAUUAUGGGGCAGCUGAGCUGACUGUUCCCUUUCUCUGUUGGGUUAAUUGUAUGUUAUCCGAUAAGAUUUGUGUUCCACUAGAAGAGCUCAGAUUUAUUUAGUUUGUUUGAGUGAAAGAAAUGAUCCAAAUUAAGUUGCAUAGACUACGGAGAUUAAAUGAAGUUUGACGUUUUCUCAAACACUGCUACAGUCCCACUCCAAACCCCACCAAUAGCAUGACUGAAGAGCUGAAUCCUGUUCUAAAAACCAUGUUCCAGUUCCUUUCUUUGACCUUGGCUUCAGCCACACUAUGGCUGAGUCCCAAAUGGCUCCCUAUUUAGUGCACUACUAUGGGCCCUGGUCAUAACUAGUGCAGUAGAUCAGGAAUAGGGUGCCAUUUGGGACAUAGGCUCUGUAGUCUGUUACCCAGGAAAUGUGUGCGAGACUGAGACUUAGUGAGCGUUGACUAGAAGCUUUGAGAAAAUCUAUGGACACUGUCCCACCUUCGCCCCAUAGAGCUCCAACUGACCAACCCUCCUUCUGUCCAUCCUGUUCUGUAAAGGGAGUUGAUCUCUUAUUGUAAACGCGUUCAAUGUAAAUUGCUAAGUGUCACAAAUGCAUCUGUGUAGUGACGCUGAAGCCUUAAAUGAAAAGAAAAGUGGGUUUUAAAAUAUAAAUGCGUUCAAAAAGUU
Coregonus clupeaformis (lake whitefish) is the source of this 6496-nucleotide messenger RNA. Its product is annotated as protein MTSS 2-like. The coding region runs from base 940 to 3591 and encodes 883 amino acids. NCBI's taxonomy places the organism in Eukaryota, Metazoa, Chordata, Actinopteri, Salmoniformes, Salmonidae. The transcript is spliced from 15 exons. Gene Ontology annotation, biological process: cell projection assembly; plasma membrane organization. The record is from RefSeq and is a predicted model, not a curated record. Gene Ontology annotation, cellular component: actin cytoskeleton; cytoplasmic side of plasma membrane. Gene Ontology annotation, molecular function: actin binding; phospholipid binding.